UUUUCCUCUCUCGACCACCCCUCCAUUGUUGCGCCGCAGCAGUUCGGCCUUUUAGGCGUUGCCACCGUAGGCUUCACUUGUUCGCCGCUGAUUCCAUAGGCAGUUUUGUGGAAAAUGAAGAAAGGAUUGCACCCUCAGAUGCAAUGGAUAUCUUAUGUGACCCAGAGUGGUCGAUUGGUGAAUGUUAUGAUGACAAAAAUACACAGUGUUGGUAAAGUUUAUCACUUAAGGGCGAAACGCCAAAUGGCUGCAAGUGUAGGACAGAUUGCUAAGUUUAACCGUCGUUAUGGGCUGGAGAAGCCUGAGGACUCAGAGAACUCAGAGAAAAAUGAAAAAUGAAAAAUGAAUUAUGAAUGGUAAUGAAGAUUGGGUAUCUGUAGUUAGAUUUAAAUAUCUAUGUUGUGGAAUAAGCAUGAGUGUCAUUAGUGAAGUGAAGCACAUUUGUUUUGCGUUUUACAAGCACUUGAAUUUUAGAACAUUCCUAUUUUGAUAAAA
Molecule: messenger RNA, 495 nt
Organism: Durio zibethinus
Lineage: Eukaryota; Viridiplantae; Streptophyta; Magnoliopsida; Malvales; Malvaceae
Source: RefSeq, a predicted model, not a curated record